AUGGAUGACCAAUUUGGAGGACGUACCGACGAUGACCUCUUCUACGAUGACUUCGAACCUGUCGAGAGCGAGACCGUCAUCACCACUGAAGCCGUACCGGAGCCCCAGCCUGCACCUGUAGCACCGGUCCAGGAGCCAACCACUCCUCAAGAGAAGCCAGCGCCAGCUCCCGCACCAUCGGCCCCCGCCUCAAAACCUGCUGGCCUCUCUUCGUCACGAUAUGCCGAUAAGCCAGCUCCCCCCAAACCCGCAAAGCAAGCUCCUCAACCGACAUCCAACGCACCUCCUAAUGCCCCAACGGCUCCUCGCGAGAAGAACAACCAUGGUUCGCAAAAUACCGCCGCCAAUUCUGCAGCUCGUCUUCAAUCUGGCGCAAACCCGCGACAGAAGCUCACGGACGAAGAACUCGCUGCCAAGAUGGAGAAAAUGAAGCUUCUCAACGCAGAGAAGGCGCGCAAGUUUGAGAAGGCCGAAAAGGAUGAGAAGGAUCAUGCUGCGGCGUAUGCUCGCGGCAUGGAGGAGGCUAAGAAGCGCCGCGCUGAGGAAGCUGAGCGACGUAAGCGUGGCGAAGAGGACAAGCGCAGGCUUGACGACGAACGUGCUAAGAAUCGAGAGCGAAAGCUCAAAGCCAUGGGUAUGAAGGAGGGUGGAUGGGAUGAAGGCAAGGAUGCUCUCGAAGAGGAGGAAAACAGACGUUUCCGCGGCGCAAAUGGUGGUAUUCGAGGAUCGAGAAGCUCCGGUCUUGGUGGAAGUCGGUACGCUUCGAAGGAUAACGAGGAACAUGACGUGGAUCGCUUCUUGGACGAGCGACAUCGCGGCGGAAGGGGUAGAGGACGUGGCCGUGGAGGCCGAGGAGGCCGAGGCGGACGCGGCGGCCAUGAAGGCGCACCACCAGCACCCGUCAAACAAGCUGUCCCAGCAGCCGAAGACUUCCCAGCUCUACCUGGUGAGGUUAAGAAGAACGCACCCGCACCAGCGAACGAUAAGCCGGCCUUUGCGGCAGCGGCAGCUGGGCCUCCACCACCACUGCCACCACCCACUGGUGGAAAGUGGGACGAAGAGAUGGAUGAGUAUGAUGAACUGAACAAGAAGUCAUGA
This is a messenger RNA of Fusarium tjaetaba, 1098 nucleotides long. RefSeq lists its product as uncharacterized. The record is from RefSeq and is a predicted model, not a curated record. NCBI's taxonomy places the organism in Eukaryota, Fungi, Ascomycota, Sordariomycetes, Hypocreales, Nectriaceae. The transcript has a single exon. Bases 1 to 1098 code for a protein of 365 amino acids.